CAUAAUUUUCUUAUCAAUGAACUGAUAUUGUAAACAUUAUGGACACAUGGAUGUGGAAUACCAACAACAAAGCGAAUUCAUUGUCCGAGAUUGACAAUGCGGUUUUCGAAACGAGUUCGUUGAAUGUCCCAAAUCUGGUCAUAUAAAAAUCUUUAGUUCGUGCACUGCGCGUGGCAGUUGGACAGCCUCUAUCCCACGAUGAAGCUGAUCAUGAUAUUGGCACUGAUAUUAGCCCUGAUGGCUUUGGUGACGGCCCAGGAAUGCAACCUGCCGUGCAACAGACGCAUCGAGUACCUCUGCGGUAGAACGGUGCGAAAUGGGAGUGAAAUCGAGUGCACUUUCAGGAAUCCUUGCGCGAUGGAUAGGCAUGGCUGUGAGAAGCGAGAAGUUUGGAGGAAGACGUCGACAGGUCGGUGCACGAGAGACUCGGAUGCAUGUGGUCGCUAGGGGGAAAUACCAGCUGGUAGCAGGAGAAGGUCAACAGCAUAAGGGCACCGACGGCUGAGCGCAAUAACAGAUAUG
Drosophila miranda is the source of this 522-nucleotide messenger RNA. RefSeq lists its product as uncharacterized. The transcript has 2 exons. The coding region runs from base 199 to 447 and encodes 82 amino acids. The record is from RefSeq and is a predicted model, not a curated record. Gene Ontology annotation, molecular function: protein binding. Lineage: Eukaryota; Metazoa; Arthropoda; Insecta; Diptera; Drosophilidae.